AUGGAGCAAGUCGCGGCAGUAGCAACAUACGAGACUACACUCCCAAUGGACGUGCAAGGCGAGAUAAUUGCGCUGCUGGCUCGACAGAGUCCCAUCUCGAUCAUAGACAAGAAGCAGAACCAAAGGUCGUUUAUGGACGCAGGCUGGUUGAAGAUAUCGCACGUGAACAGAAUGUGGAGGGAAAGUGCUAUGUCUCGGCGCGAUCUUUGGGGCGAGAACAUAUGCAAAUAUCCGCGAGCGGAGAUCAUCCAGGAAUUCAUCCGCAGGGCGAGCAGGGCGCCCCUCCAUAUCAACAUCGACGAUCUACUCGCAGGAUGCUACAUCAUCCAAGAUACAGCAGCCAUUGAAUGGUUGCUGAGCAACAGAGCCAUCCUGAAACGAGCCCACGUCAUCGUCUCCAGCCUUCUCAGCGCGGAGCCCAGAUCCAGCGCGAUAAACUGCUUGAGAGGAGGGAUGGGCGACGAAGUCUGGGCAGACAUCUUUACUCACGCCAACUUUCCCCGUCUGACGACGCUCAUUUACCACAUGACAGGGACGUCGUCGCUGCCAACUCUCAUCAACUCUCGUCUCACGUCCCUCGAGAUCGUGCCAUGUCAGACGACUACAGGACGAGAGCGCACACCCAUAGGCUCGCGGAUGAUCUUCAGACACGAGCGGUCGUGGGGUGCAGCACCCGCAUUCGAAAUGAACGACCUUCUUGACUGGCUUGAAUCAUACUCGAGACUGGAAACCCUCACUUUCAACGCUGUGACUAUCACGGACAGCUCCCAUCAGGAUCCAACUACCCGCGUUCAUCUACCACGCUUGCGUCAAAUGAACAUCAGAGGGCCGCACUUCGACAACAUCUUCAAGUUCGCAUCACGUAUCGACCCCCCACCUUUCCAUAUCCUCAAUAUAUCUUCGACUUUGGGCACCUUGUUCAGCCCUACUCCUGAAAUGAUAGAACGAGCUGGGCUUUCGGACGUCAGCGGGCUCGACAUUAUCGUCGAGACAUGCGACCUCUUCCGCUGGGUCACGAUAUGCCACCACACCACUCGAGAUGCCAUUAAGCCGGCUUUCUGUGAUGGGCAAAGUUCUCCCUGUCUCACGGGAGAAAGAAAAAGCCGUUCUUCAUUUUACUGGCGGGCAGCAGCACUGUCUGCACAGCAAGCGGUACUUGGAGCCGACCCGCACGACGCUCUUCUGGGUCUGGACGCGCGUAAUAUCCGUCAUCUGGUCGUUCGAGAACUUGGGAGGACGCAUAACGGGCACAGAACAUGGCUUCGUAAAGCGGGGAACGUGAGGCUCGUGCAGAACCUUCACAGCCUGGAAUCCAUCACGAUCGAAGACGAGAGAAUUGCACGUACGGUUCUCGAUGCCGUCGACAGCCGCGACAUUCGCGAGAUUCGUUUCACAUGUCGCGCAGACUGGGAUGGGAAAAGCGGAUUGGGAGGCUUUGUUGAGGCGGUCGGCAGAGUGAUAGCGCAAGCUACAGGGAGAGUGACUGUGGUAGUAUCGGGGCCCGUUCGCUACGUCGACAGCGAUUGCAUGAAAACACUGAAACGGUCGCAGGGGUACGACGUAGAAGAUAGGCGGACGAUCGUGCAAGGUAUAGACAGCGAAGAGAUGACGGAGAAAAUAGAAAGAGAGCUGCAAAAAGCUCGUCGGCAACUAAAGGAAGCGAAGAUGAACGUGCGCGCACUGGAGGCGGAGGAGUUCCGGUAUCCUGAACUAUACUACUAG
Molecule: messenger RNA, 1722 nt
Organism: Peniophora sp. CBMAI 1063
Lineage: Eukaryota; Fungi; Basidiomycota; Agaricomycetes; Russulales; Peniophoraceae
Source: the annotation of a GenBank genome assembly